GACAAUGAUCGCAUUCACGCCCUGGCCUAGCACGUGCCCAGGUGCCCAGGUGCCUAGGUAGAUCGAUCAACAACUUGAUGUUGUUGCAUUCUUCACUCAUAGAGCCAUCUCAUAUUAUAUCAUGCGUAGGUAAUCAAUCAUGUAGCUCGGCUUGCCAUUUAUUAUUAUUCUGUAUCAAUCAACACCAACGAACCAUUUCCAUCCAUUCUCUCAUCUCUUCUCCUCUGCUCUCCUCUGCUCUUCUCCUCUCACCGCAAACAAGCACCUCCAAGCACCUCCAACCACCACAACCACUCCUGCUACACAACUGCAAUGCUCCAAUAACCAUCGACCAAUACAUCCCCUGCCUCGCCUUCUCUUCCAAAUCCUUCACCGCACAUAAGCCACUUCGAGCUCCAAAGACCUCUGGAGCUCAGUUUGACUGGCUCUGAUAAAAAAGAACCAUAGGGAGCUCGCCACGAAAACUCCAUAGAGUCGAGAAAAGCAUUGACAACACAGCAUUUCAAUCUCUUUUAUCAUCAUCUCACGUAUCCAUACGAGUAAAAAAGCCCAUGUAAUGCAGCAAUUGCUUCUUUCUCCCUACUCCUCCCAAUACUGGUAAUACUUGCGAUUUGAAAUUAAGAACAACAAUGUCUUGUCUUUGUCUUUUCCAAUCCUGAGGGAGAGAUUGAGAUUGAGAUAGAAAAGUAUCCACCCGCCACCCAUACACAAACCAUGACCGCCACUGGAACGCCGUUACUUGUGCGAGAUGCAUCAACCCCUCACAAGCGUCCUCACACAACUUCAAAAUCUUCCUCAAAUCCCCACAACUCAACCUCAAGCUCAGGCUUCAAUCAAAAUGUGUCUCUGAAUCCGAAUACCGAUAACAAUAACAAUAGACGUCACUCGCUUCCACUUCAUUUUCUUCCUCCAAGUUUAUGGACAUCUAAUACUUCAACUGCCAGUCUCGUUGAAUCCGAAGAAGCUGCCCGUGGUGAACAUAUCCUAGACGAAGCUAAGGUUGCAAAUCGUCUUGCAGCUCUUCGUUCUCUCAACGGCGCGAAUCGAUCUGAUCAUCGUUAUGCGAAAUCCACUGGAGAAACAUUUAAUCAACCGGUGAUUGUGCGGACGUACUCGGGAGCCAUUCGACCUCGCUCUCAACAACGAGAUCCUAUCGCUGUCAAGAAACAGAAUGGAACAACGGGAAUAGCGUCAAACAAAAUGGAUAUGAAGCUUCCGCCAGUGGAAGCUUUCAGCUUCAAGGGGAUUAUGGAUGAAAUAAAACAUGGUGUUAGUGAUGAUUUAGAAAGGAUCGCCGAAAUAUGUGCAAGAAGCAAGUAUAGUUUGGCAAAUCAGCAUGAAUUCCACCAUCCCCCUCAUGGGUCUGGGGAUCGCAUACCACAAAUUGGUAUUGUCUCCGGGACAGAUUUAGGUGUACCGACAUUACAGGCCGUUGAACCGGAUGAAGUUUCUCCAAGACAAUUAGCCAGGAGCUCAAGAGGAAGUCGAAGGGGGAAAUCUGCCGCUUAUGGUACACUAGAGACCAUUAUAUCAUCAUCAAGGUCUUCUGAUGAAGACAAAUCCAGAAAGAAGCCUGCCGCUGUUUUGGAAGACGAGGUUCGUGGAAGAGCAACAAGUAAGGAGGUUGAAGUAUCACCUCCAAGUCCCGUUGUGAUAAUAGACGCUGCGGUCCCAGAAGCUGUCUCUGAAAGGAGCCCUGCCUCCAAGCAUGCCAGGCCAAGAUCUUCCACAUUCGCAUCCAUGAUUAUAGACAAUGCCCAAAGCUUCAGGCAGGAACAUAAACCCCAAGUUUCAUCUCCCACCUUACUUCUAAGCGAACCCGCUCGACCUCAAACCUCUGCUGCGGACCUUGAACACAUGCCUGCCCUUGAUGAACUUACUCCUGAUCAGCCCUCCACUUUCCAUGAGUUGGCAAUACCAAAGCCCACUUUAAUACGCAAUGAGUCAAUAGCUUCUACACUGAGACCUGAGAACUCGCAGAGAUCGUCUAUACUCGGUAGUUUGAGUUCAUGGCUACCCUGGAGUAAACCACCUAGUCCAGUGCGAACUUUUCAAGGCAGGGCGAGAAGUGGAUCGCAUGCAGAAGGAAGUUUGAGAAACUUAUUGAGGUCUACAGAAAUAGCUAGAAAGGGCAAAAAUGUUAACAGCAUUCCUUGAAUGGGGCCAUGACAUGCGGAAAGGAUCCUGACGAAUUGUUUGCUUUUCAGUCCGAUGUAUGAUUAGCUACAGGAAAGGAAAUAGACCAAAGCUGUAGGAACCUUCUAGCCUAUUUAUAUGCAUCAAAAGUACUCCGAAAGUCGUGCAUGAUUUGCUAGCACUGGUAUAAUAUGUCUCGAUCUCCCCACGAAUUUUGGUCCAAGGUCGUCUUUCGCGUCGCAAUCCAUACCAAGAAAAUUGCCAAAUUGCCAAAUCGCCAAUUACGAGCCAGAUUCAUCUAUUCAAUUUUGGACGAUGGUUAAUAACGUGAAUCA
This is a messenger RNA of Botrytis cinerea B05.10, 2471 nucleotides long. RefSeq lists its product as hypothetical. The transcript has a single exon. Bases 715 to 2157 code for a protein of 480 amino acids. The record is from RefSeq and is a predicted model, not a curated record. Lineage: Eukaryota; Fungi; Ascomycota; Leotiomycetes; Helotiales; Sclerotiniaceae.